Molecule: messenger RNA, 1824 nt
Organism: Paramuricea clavata
Lineage: Eukaryota; Metazoa; Cnidaria; Anthozoa; Malacalcyonacea; Plexauridae
Source: the annotation of a GenBank genome assembly
AUGGCGUCUGAUCAGAGUUCUGCAUCUGAGUCAACACCGAAUGGCGGAGAAACUCGUACUCCUAGUCCGUCAAUACAGUGGGCUGCUGCGUUCCAAACACCGGAGUUUACAACGGGCCUUCAAGUGGCAAUUACUAAAGCAUUGCGCCAGUCAAGAGCACCGAUCGACCAGAGUGCCAGCCUGGAAGAACUGGGGAAUCCUGCAAACACGUUUUGGCGUGCUACACGGACGGUCCAUCAGCUAGAGACUCAGGUAGGAGGCUCACAGUCUCGGCAGAACACAGGUAUGUUGAAUGCUCCAUUGUUUGUCGUAACUAGUGAAUUAAAUGGCGCAGAAACGCACGCCGAUCCGUCUGUGAACAUCACGCAAACUCGACUCUAUGGAAUAUCGGAAAAUCACGAACUUGCUAGACAAUUUUGUCCAUCUGCGUUUGUACCUAACUCGAGCCCCGAAAAUGCUUUUGUCCUCGGCCCUGGCAGAGCUCCAAUUCCAGCAAAAUUGGUUAAACGAAUCGUGACUCACGAGUUUAUUGAAAUGUCAGAGUUAAAUCCCGAUAACCUAGCAGAACCUCAAUCAGAAACGGCGGUUUUCUCUAUCGAGGGCUCUUCUAUUAUCCCCAAACCGGCAUCUACCAAGAAACGUGAUAUAUCGGAUAUUCUAACGUGGGUCGAAUGUUUUAAUAGCUAUACCGCCGUGCUUACGCAUUUUUCCCCAUCCCGCAGUCGAGAUUUUUUGGCGUAUAUGGCCCUAAUCAUUCGCACGUCUAAACGCUUUGCGGGCAUGGCAUGGCUACAAUAUGAUCGCGCAUUUCGCCGAGAAGCCGCAGCUAACAAUACACGGGAUUGGAGUGUGAUGCGGCCGGAUUUAUACAAUUACCACACGGCCUUUGCAAACCGUAAUCCCCCGCAAGAGCAUAGAUUUCGCGAGCCCCGGCGUAGUUCCACAUCGCGGCCAUGUUGUUACUCAUGGAACUCGGGGCGUUGCACCGGCAGCCGGGACACCUGCCAAUAUAGUCACAUUUGCUCCGUCCCAAAUUGCAAAGCCUAUCACCGGCGUGUCGAACACGAGCGUUUUCCCUCAGGAGAAAAAAAGCGCCCUUAUGAACUAGCAAACUAUUCACGGCGCGCACACUCGAAAUGAGUUAGUCGAAACUCCGCAGGCGGCCGUUUCCGGGCCGUCUGCUUUAACAGGAAACUAUCUUCAUGAAUAUUUAGUUAUAGCGGUAUCAGAUAACUUUCCUAUUAACGUUGACAUUUUGCACACACAAUUGACAGCACAUCCUGAUCGUGUGAAAGUUAAUUACAUUGUUAAUGGUCUCAAGGAGGGUUUUCGCACGGGUUUUUAUAGAGAUAAAAUUUCGCUAAUCUCGGCACAGUCGAAUGUUCCUCAGCGGAUGCUCAUCCAGAUGUCAUUGAUAAGUAUCUGGCUGACGAAACUCAUGCACGUCGGGUAAUUGGGCCUUUUGACCACCCUCCCUUUCCAAAUAUACACAUCAGUCGCUUUGGCGUCAUUCCGAAGAAAAACAAACCAGAUGCAUGGCGGCUAAUUUUAGACUUAUCAUUUCCCACUGGUCAUAGCGUUAGUGAUGGUAUUUUAAAAAACGAAUUUCCAGUUGUGUACACUACUGUUCAAGAUGCCAUCAGAAUGAUAGUUAAGACAGGCAGGGGCGCUUUAAUGGGUAAAACCGAUGUCCAGAAAGCAUACCGCAUCAUCCCAAUCCAUCCAGGGGAUAGAUAUCUCCUGGGCAUGAAAUGGCGAGACAAGUACUUUGUGGAUAUCGCCUUACCGUUUGGUGUCCGCUCAGCGCCAGGUAUUUUUAAUUAA